GCCUUGCCUAGGAUGGUAAGUAUGUAAUUAUUUAAUUUUAUACUAUUGUUUUUGUUGUUUUCAUUGAAGAGGGAAGCUUUGGCAUUUCUGAGAUGACCACUGUCCGUCCACGACUGAAUAGUUUCUAGAGACAAGAGGCUGCCGGAGCUAAAUAGGAAUUCUGAUCAUGGAGAACAACACUCGAGCCACUUCCUCUAGAACUGACAGGAAACUGGUGGAGAGAAAUAGAAGAAAUCAAAUGAAAGCCCUCUACUCCAAGCUCAAUUCCCUCGUUCCCCACCAAAACUCUAGGGAACCAAUGUCGCUUCCAGAUCAGCUAGAUGAAGCUACAAAUUACAUCAAGAAGUUGCAGACAAACUUGGAGAGAAUGAAGGAGAGGAAAGAUAGUUUGAUGGGAAUGGUGAGACGGAGAAAUGCUAGCAGAAGCAGUGGGAUAAAAUGUCCUGAAAUUAAGAUUCAAGAAAUGGAUUCUGCUUUGGAGGUUGUUUUGAUAACUGGGCUGGAUGGACAGUUUAUUUUCAAUGAGACUAUUCGUAUUCUCCAUGAAGAAGGAGCUGACAUUGUGAAUGCAAGCUUCUCUGUGGUGAAUGAUAUAAUCUUUCACACAAUACAUUGCAAAGUUGGGGAUUCUGCACCAGGUUUUGGAGCUGCCAGGAUAUCUGAGAGGCUUAACAAGUUUCUCUAUGAUGCUUAAUUUGAUUAAGUAAAAUGCUUCAUGAAUCUGUAUAUCACCCAGACGGUUUGAAUUGAUGUUGUAAGUUUUUCUCUUUUGUUGUUUGGUACAUUAAGUGUUUAAUUAGCCAUUAAAUAAUACAGAGGGUUUCCUCAUAAGCUUUUGAAUUAGACAUAAUAAAUCAAAAUUUUAUGG
This is a messenger RNA of Rubroshorea leprosula, 868 nucleotides long. The record is from the annotation of a GenBank genome assembly. Lineage: Eukaryota; Viridiplantae; Streptophyta; Magnoliopsida; Malvales; Dipterocarpaceae.